Messenger RNA from Diprion similis, 1743 nucleotides. RefSeq names its product ruvB-like 2 (gene rept). The coding region runs from base 84 to 1472 and encodes 462 amino acids. Gene Ontology annotation, biological process: regulation of transcription by RNA polymerase II; box C/D snoRNP assembly; chromatin remodeling. Gene Ontology annotation, cellular component: Swr1 complex; NuA4 histone acetyltransferase complex; Ino80 complex. The record is from RefSeq and is a predicted model, not a curated record. NCBI's taxonomy places the organism in Eukaryota, Metazoa, Arthropoda, Insecta, Hymenoptera, Diprionidae. Gene Ontology annotation, molecular function: ATP binding; DNA helicase activity; ATP hydrolysis activity. The transcript is spliced from 7 exons.
CCUAAAGCGAUGCCUAGCGCCUGCAUGCCUGCAGAAGACUGUUUCCUUGGCAACUUUGCGAUCAGUCAACAGAAUUGUAAAUCAUGGCGGCCGUCGCUGCAGCAAAGGUGCAAGAAGUUCGUGAGAUUACUAGAAUUGAGCGCAUUGGUGCUCAUUCUCACAUUCGAGGAUUGGGACUGGACGACAGUUUAGAGCCGCGCAAUGUUUCUCAAGGUAUGGUGGGCCAGCUCAUGGCUCGAAGAGCAGCAGGAGUCGUGCUGGAAAUGAUCAAGGAUGGCAAGAUCGCAGGGCGAGCAAUUUUGUUAGCUGGACAACCGGGCACUGGUAAAACUGCAAUUGCGAUGGGAAUGGCCCAAGCUCUUGGUCUGGAUACCCCGUUCACCUCAAUGGCAGGCUCGGAGAUUUAUUCCUUAGAAAUGGGUAAAACUGAAGCACUAACUCAGGCGAUACGAAAAUCAAUUGGAGUGAGAAUCAAGGAGGAAACGGAAAUUAUCGAAGGGGAGGUAGUAGAGAUUCAAGUUGACAGACCAGCUACCGGUGUUGGCGCUAAAGUAGGAAAGUUGACAUUGAAGACGACCGAGAUGGAAACUAUUUACGAUCUGGGCAAUAAAAUGAUUGAUAGCCUGAUGAAGGAGAAGGUACAAGCUGGAGAUGUUAUUACGAUUGACAAAGCCACUGGAAAAAUCAACAGACUUGGCCGUUCGUUCACACGAGCCCGGGACUACGAUGCGACGGGAUCACAAACCCGUUUUGUACAAUGCCCAGAGGGGGAGCUCCAAAAACGGAAGGAAGUGGUACAUACGGUUACUCUGCACGAAGUUGAUGUUAUUAAUAGCAGAACUCACGGAUUUUUGGCACUGUUUUCCGGAGACACGGGGGAAAUAAAGUCUGAAGUACGGGAUCAGAUAAAUGCCAAGGUUGCAGAAUGGCGAGAAGAAGGCAAAGCUGAAAUCGUACCAGGUGUUCUCUUCAUCGAUGAAGUACACAUGCUAGAUAUUGAGUGCUUUUCAUUCCUCAAUAGAGCCCUAGAGAAUGAGAUGGCACCUGUCGUUAUAAUGGCGACUAAUAGAGGAAUCACCAGGAUUAGAGGCACGACCUACAAGAGCCCCCACGGCAUACCGAUUGAUCUGUUGGAUCGAAUGAUUAUUGUGCCCACAAGUCCAUAUCAAGAAAAGGAUCUCAAAGAAAUUCUCAAGAUUCGAUGCGAAGAAGAGGAUUGUGAGAUGGCCGAUGAUGCCUUGACAGUAUUGACCAGAAUAGCCUUAGAGACGUCCCUCAGAUAUGCUAUUCAGUUGAUCACCACUGCGUCGCUUGUUAGUCGAAAGCGCAAAAGUACUGAGGUGAACAUCGAGGAUGUGAAACGUGUGUAUUCCCUAUUUCUUGACGAAAACAGAUCUUCACAGUUUUUGAAAGAAUAUCAGGAUGAAUUCAUGUUCAAUGAACUGGAAGAACAAGCUAUGGAAGUUGCGUAAUAACUGUUUGGAUUCAUCUAAUUUCUUUCCAAAGUUGGAUGCAGUUGACAAAGUCGCAGGUUCGGAGUUGGACAAAAAAAUAUAAUUCUAUCACACAGAUAUUGUGAUUCCAAAACAAUUCGCCGUUUCGUCGCACUGUUUUUGUGUUAUUUACCUUUAUAUAAUUAUAAUUGGUAUGCGAAACUUUGCUAUCAACAUGUACGAGCAUACAAGUAUAUAAAUAAUUAUACGACGGUUUAUUAUGAAAUAAUAAAAAAUAUAAAAAAUAUAA